Messenger RNA from Rana temporaria (common frog), 2074 nucleotides. RefSeq names its product calcium-binding mitochondrial carrier protein SCaMC-3-like. The coding region runs from base 201 to 1604 and encodes 467 amino acids. NCBI's taxonomy places the organism in Eukaryota, Metazoa, Chordata, Amphibia, Anura, Ranidae. The transcript has 10 exons. The record is from RefSeq and is a predicted model, not a curated record. Gene Ontology annotation, cellular component: mitochondrial inner membrane. Gene Ontology annotation, molecular function: ATP transmembrane transporter activity; calcium ion binding. Gene Ontology annotation, biological process: transmembrane transport.
UCGGUCGGUCGGUCGGGCGGUUUUGGUCUUGGAGUGUGAAUUGUCUGCGGGCGGGCCCGGCACACACACAUUGAUCUCUCCAUAGAGACUGAGGAGUGUGGGCAUUACUACAGCUGCGUGCAGAGACACAGGGGGGCUGCCGGCAGGAGGAGGAGGAGGGGCCCCCGGGGGCCACAGGGCUCCCCUCAUCAUCUCCCAGCAUGGAGGGGCCCCGGGACCCCGACACCGAGAGGAGACACUCCGACCUCUUCAGACUGCUGGACUCCAACCAGGACGGACAUGUGGAUAUCGCCGAGCUCAGAGCCGGGCUGGAGGCCCUGGGGGUCCGGGGAGGAGAGGAGACCGGGAAGGAGAUCCUGCGAGUCGGAGACACGGAUCAGGACGGGCAGCUGAGCUUCGAGGAGUUCACCCGAUAUCUGGUGGAGAGAGAGAAACGUCUGCUCAUCAUGUUCAACAGCUUGGACAGAAACAAAGAUGGUCGCAUCGACGUGUCUGAAAUACAGCAGUGUUUUCAGAGCCUUGGGGUCCAUAUCACACCAGACCAGGCCCACAAAAUCCUGCUAAGCAUGGACCGUGACGGGACGCUGACCAUUGAUUGGCUGGAAUGGAGGGAUCAUUUCCUGCUGAAUGCGCUGCACAAUAUGGAAGAGGUCAUCACUUAUUGGAAGCAUUCCACAGUGCUGGAUAUAGGCGAGUCACUGGCAGUUCCGGAUGAGUUCUCAAAGAAGGAGAUCCGCUCUGGUAUGUGGUGGAAGCAGCUCCUGGCAGGAGGUGUGGCAGGAGCCGUGUCAAGGACAGGAACCGCCCCCCUGGACAGGCUGAAAGUCUUAAUGCAGGUACAUGGAUCAAAAUCUCACGGGAUCUCCAUGUUGAGGGGAGUGAAAGCAAUGAUAGAAGAAGGUGGAUUUCGCUCGCUAUGGCGGGGGAACGGUAUAAACGUACUGAAAAUAGCUCCUGAGUCUGCUAUCAAAUUCAUGGCGUAUGAGCAGAUAAAGAAGGUCAUCCGUGGUCAGCAGGAAACGCUGAGGGUCCGAGAGAGGUUCAUUGCUGGGUCAUUGGCCGGAGCCAUCGCACAGACGGUCAUAUAUCCUAUGGAGGUACUGAAGACUCGGUUGGCUCUCCGGCACACUGGUCAGUUCUCUGGGAUGACAGAUUGCGCUCGACAUAUCAUGCGUACUGAGGGGUUGAGAGCGUUCUCUAAGGGCUACCUACCAAACCUGCUGGGUAUCGUGCCAUAUGCGGGCAUUGAUUUGGCAGUGUAUGAGACUCUGAAGAACACAUGGCUACAGAGGUACAGAGCUAGCAUCAGUGCUGAUCCAGGAAUACUGGUACUGUUGGCUUGUGGGACUAUAUCCAGCACAUGUGGGCAAAUUGCCAGUUACCCGUUGGCCCUGGUCAGGACACGUAUGCAGGCACAAGCCACAAUCCAGGGCGCUCCGCAGCUCUCCAUGGUAGCUCUGUUCCGGUAUAUCGUGGCUCAAGAAGGGUUCCUGGGCUUGUACCGAGGGAUUGCUCCAAACUUCAUGAAGGUGAUACCGGCGGUCAGCAUUAGCUAUGUGGUGUAUGAGAAUAUGAAACGUGUGCUGGGUGUGACUAGUCGAUGAAGAAGGCACCACCACUCAACCCUCAACCCUCCACCAGUUUAUCCAGGCACACAGAAGAGCCUGUAGAGCUUUGUCCAGAAUUGUCUGCUAUCCGUGUUGAAGGGCUACAUCCUAAUAUCGAUUCACAAGAAUGGGAAGUUAUGGCACCUUCAGAAUGCAACCGGGCUCGGGUUCAGUAUCCAUAUUCAAAGGUCUCCCCCAUUUUCAGUGUGUUUUUAUAUUCCCGACAUCAUUCAGCGUGAAGACUUUAGUGAUGUUGGAUAUUGUUGCAUUUUAAUGAUGCUUCGGGGAAGUUGAUUUUCUGAAAACCACCACAGAGUCAGAAGAACAUUGAAUGUGUCGUUUUUUAAUGAUUGUAUAUUUUGCAUGUAAGGGCAUUUUUGGCUUUUUUUUUCUUAGAAGGUCGGAAGUAUUUUUCCACUAGCCUGACCGGCCUUUUUGUGAAUGUAAUGAAGCAUACACUGAAUGUA